This is a messenger RNA of Odontomachus brunneus, 4043 nucleotides long. RefSeq names its product G-protein-signaling modulator 2 (gene pins). The record is from RefSeq and is a predicted model, not a curated record. Gene Ontology annotation, molecular function: protein binding; GTPase regulator activity. The coding region runs from base 297 to 2129 and encodes 610 amino acids. Lineage: Eukaryota; Metazoa; Arthropoda; Insecta; Hymenoptera; Formicidae. The transcript is spliced from 8 exons.
UUGGCUGGCGACCAGCGCCCGAGAGAACACCAACGGCGCCAUUUGUUUGGACGCGCUACGGAGUCGCUCCGUGUUGCAGGAAGGCUCUGUGAGAGAAAGGAUCACAGGGGUAUGCUGAGGAGACAACGCGACUAUGAGCUGAUUCCCAAUUGAGGCACCCGAGGAUCAUGCUGCGAGGAACAAUCACCAUCGCUUUGCGAAUCAAUAGGAAUACACAGCCGUCUCGUUCUAACGGCCUUUGAAUAUUGGAUCUAUCCCCCCGAUCCUGAAAAGAAGACGUCGACGAGCGGGUUAGAAUGUCUCUGAGCGCCAGCGCAGAGAAUUUGUCGUCCGAGGGACAAAAUAGCGAGAGAUGGAAUAUGUGCCUGGAAUUAGCGCUGGAGGGCGAACGCCUGUGCAAGGCCGGCGACUGCAAGUCCGGCGUGGCGUUUUUCCAGGCCGCGAUCCAGGCUGGCACAGACGAUUUGCGGACGUUAAGCGCGAUUUACAGUCAAUUGGGCAACGCGUACUUUUACCUGGGUGACUACGUCAAGGCGAUGCAAUAUCACAAGUUAGACCUAACGCUCGCCAGAAACAUGGGCGACAAAUUAGGUGAAGCUAAGUCUAGCGGAAAUUUGGGAAACACGUUGAAAGUUAUGGGCAAAUUCGACGAAGCCAUGAUAUGCUGCAAAAGGCAUCUGGAGAUAUCGAGAGAGAUCGGGGAUAAGCUCAGUGAAGGAAGAGCCCUUUACAAUCUAGGAAAUGUGUAUCACGCUAAGGGUAAACAGGCAAGUAGGAUAGGUCAUCAGGAUCCCGGAGAGUUCCCCGAGGAUGUUCGACAAUGUUUGCAACAGGCUGUGCGUUAUUACGAAGACAAUCUAGAGUUGAUGAGAGAACUGGAAGAUUCCGCGGCACAAGGUAGAGCGUGUGGUAACUUGGGCAAUACGUUUUACUUAUUGGGCGACUUCCAGCAGGCCAUUUAUUAUCACAAUGAACGAUUAAAAAUCGCCAGGGACUUUGGCGAUAAACCGGCCGAAAGAAGAGCCAAUAGCAAUCUAGGAAAUUCACACAUAUUCCUAGGCGAGUUCGAGAAAGCCGCGCAGCACUACAAGAGAACUUUAGUCCUCGCACAAGAGUUGGGCGAUCGCGAGGUGGAGGCGCAAGCAUGCUAUUCCUUGGGCAAUACAUACACUCUUCUACGCGACUAUCCGGCGGCUAUCGAGUACCAUUUGUGGCACUUGAGCAUAGCCCAGCAACUCAAGGACCGCGUCGGCGAAGGACGCGCUUGUUGGUCGCUGGGCAACGCGUACGCCGCGAUGGGUAAUCACGAGAAAGCAUUGCACUACGCGAAUCUGCAUCUGCACAUCUCGAAGGAACUGGAGGAUCAAAUGGGACAGGCCACCGCACAGAUGAACGUCGAUGACCUGCAGAAGAUCCUCGGCCUAGAGAAGAGCCAACAAGAGAGCAACAAAGAGAAUCUCAACACGCAACAGAAAGUCGCCGCGAACGCAACAUCGAACGUCUCAACGGCCACACCCUGCAGGUACAGACUCAGGCGGCAAAGUAUGGACAAUCUAGAUCUCAUCAAGCUCACACCUGACACCAAGCAAAAAGAUCAAUCGGAAGACAUGCUGCACAAAGGCGGCAAUGUCGCGUCGCAACAGAAGGAAGAAGACAAUUUCUUCGAUCUGCUGUCUCGCUUUCAGUCGGGCAGAAUGGACGAUCAACGUUGCGCGCUUAACACGAAGCACAACCCAAAAUACCGGACGAUCUCGCCGGAAACGUCCGAUAUAGAGGACAAAGACGGAGAAGAUUUACUAGAAUUAAUCGCCGGGAUGCAAAGCAAGCGGAUGGACGAGCAACGAGUGACAUUACCUUACCUGCCAGGACUGAAUACCAAUCAGGACGCAGACGAUUCUUUCAUCGAGAUGCUUGUCAAGUGCCAGAGUUCACGUUUGGAGGAUCAACGAAGUCCUCUGCCAGCCGCAUCAACAUUGCAAGACGCCGAGGAGGAAAGAGGUCGAAGGACCAACGGAAACGCUCAAUCAGGCUCCACCGUGCCCGAAGAGGAUCUUUUCGCCCUAAUCCAAAGACUUCAAGCCGGACGAAUGGAGGAUCAAAGAGCUUUCGGUCCCGGCAAGGCGUGUUAGACUUCCAGCAAACAGUGACUUAAUGAUAAGUCAUCAUGAUACGUUCCAUUAAUCGAAUUCCUUCGCCUUAUUUACUCUCGACUACCCUUGACCGAUUUUCUCACCGUUCACUCAUCAUCGCGAUGCUAUUUUCUCGAUUACUUGAUAGAAAAUCAAAGGCUGGAAUUAUAUGAACGGUUACUACAAUUUGGUUCCGGCGCGCGCGCAGCGCGGGUUCUCUUUCGAGCAGGCGAUGCCGACUCGAAAUACCUGAUUGCAAGAAUCAUGGUCAAGAAGCAUUACACAGAAAGCAAGAAUACUCUCUUAGGUGUUGCAGGAAAGUCAAUAAAAUCAGAACAAUACUUGUGAAAAUGAUGACUCGAAAAAGAUCGAAUUAAUUCUGUUUUUGUCAGUUGCUCUAAUACGAACAUACAAAUAUAUUAGAAAAUAUAAAAAGAUAUUAGAAAAUGUCAAGAAAUAUCUCUUUUGCUAUCUUUUCCUCUCUUUCUCUGCCUUAAAUAUAAGAAUUACUAGAAGAAUGAGCUGGUUUUUGCACUCAGGUCUUCGAUUCCGUUCGGAUUAAACUUAAUUGUAUAUUUAUGUAGACUGUUAUAUCUACAGUGGAGGACAAAUGAUAUUCUCGUAAUAUUCAGAAUAUUGAUACUCUCAAUAUUCCAAGACCGAUCCCUAGAAGUCAGUCGUUGGAGCACUAACAUGCUAUACCGUGUAGAUUCUUUAAUAAUGAAUCACUUAUAAUAGCGUAAGGCAUCGCGUUAUCGUCAGGAUGAGUGGAAAUCCUUAGAAAACAAGGGUGACUGGGUAAAUGAAACCUUUCGGAAUCCUCCAAGUUUUUGUAGAAAUAUACGUAUUUAAAGGAAACAAUCACAUACUCUCGUAACGGGACUCUCUUCCGCGCCUCGCUCGUCCAGCUGUUUUGCGCCAUUCAUUCAGGCAAUCGCUCUAACACAAAUCUAACGACGCGCGGUCGAUAAAAGUAAACUAAUAUUAAACACAAAUAACUUAUACACCUAAGAGAAUAGUGACGUAUGCGGAAAGUGUGUUUACAAUUGAAAAUAUCCUACAGUGAAUCUAAGCGAGCGACCGAAAGUCGAGCGAUGCUCGCAUGUGCGGGCGAAGUCCAAGUCUCUGCGUGAAUUCUCUGUAGCGCGGCGCGUUCAUUUCGUCGUCUGAUUGGCGAUCGCUCGCUCAGACCAGUUAAGUGACUUAUUAUUCAAGAAUUCAUACGGCGAGAAUUAGCGUAGCAUUUCAAAACUAGAGCACACAGAGUCGUGCGAAAACAUCACGGAACAAUGCGAUAAUGAACAACUCUUUCAUUGUCCGUCUAGUAAUAAUAACUGCCGUUAGGUCUUUUGGCUAUUCGAUCAAAUGAAUUACUACUAUUGAGUGAUUUGGUAGACACGCGAGCUACGUUCGAUAAAUAAGUUGUUUGUCAAUCGUAGAUGAGUCGCGAUUGUUAAGUGAAUAGUGCAAAUCUUUGCAGACUGACGACUUCGUGAUUUAUGUGACAUGCCAGUAGUUGUAGCGCAUCGUGAUUAGUAUUACAUCAAGAACAUCAUAAUAUCUGUUUCGUGCAGAGCUAUAAUUGCGCAUGCAGAACAUGUUUUACAAACACUGCCAAUUCGAGAAUGUGAAUUCUUUUCAGACAGUUUGUUCGUAGUAGACAUGCUGAAGACCCCUUAAUAUUUACUUCCGCGUUCUUUCACAAGAGCGUAUUUUUAUUAUUUUAUACAUAUAUAUACAUAUAUAUAUAUUUUUUGGUGCAUACUUCAAUUUACUUUUCCACGAGAAAAAGUGGGAUUAUUUUUUUAAAGAAUAUUACGUGUAGAUAUUAUAUAGUAGAUGAGAGAGAGAGAGAGAGAGAGAGAGAGAGAGAGAGAGAGAGAGAGAGAAAGAGAGAGAGAGGAAAGAAAGUAU